Messenger RNA from Vespa crabro (European hornet), 753 nucleotides. RefSeq lists its product as uncharacterized. Lineage: Eukaryota; Metazoa; Arthropoda; Insecta; Hymenoptera; Vespidae. Bases 92 to 658 code for a protein of 188 amino acids. The record is from RefSeq and is a predicted model, not a curated record. The transcript is spliced from 2 exons.
CUAUAACGUUCUCUGAUUGGUCCGUUAGAAAUCCAGUAAUCUUUUGUUAGAAUAAUUUAGCGGAUAAAAUUGUUCAAUUAUUAAAAAUACAAUGGAUAAUUCUAUUGUACCAGAUAUAUUAAAUUUGGAUACGGAAGAAUUGUCCGAUAAAGUUACUUGUAAACGAAGAUCCUUGGUUUUUCAAUCACGAACUUCAAAAUUAUUUACUGACGAAGAAACAGAUCAAGCGAGAAAUCUUGAAAAUGAGGAUUUUUUAGAGAUCAAUAAAUGUAAACGACAAUGUGUAGAGGAUGUAACGAGGAAAGAAAAUUUUGAUUUGCAAAAAUAUAUAAAUGACCUUAGACAAGAAAGAAAAUUAUGGCAAUCAACGUUAAAAGAACGUAAAUCAAAAAGACGAAUUCUUUCAAAACAAAAAUCUGUUCUAGAAGAGCAAGGGCAGAAUUUAGAUACUAAAGCAUUAUCUGAUUCCGAAAGAUCUUUUCUUUCAGUUUCCCCUAAUUACGAAUAUAUUUGUGAAAACAGUCAGAAAUUAUCAGACAUGGCUCUUAAAAUAAUCUUAUUAAAUGAAUUAGUAUUUAAGUUAAAUGAAAGGUUUAUGUUAAGAAUGAAAGAGAAGUUGAAUAAGACUACGAAGAAAAUUAUUGAAAUGUCAGGAUAACAAAUGUUUUAAUCUAAACAUUAUUAGAGAGUUUUACUUAUGUAAAUACUAAUAUUUGUAUAUAAAUAAGAUAAAACAUUAUGUAUAUAAUCAUA